Messenger RNA from Paramecium sonneborni, 1228 nucleotides. NCBI's taxonomy places the organism in Eukaryota, Ciliophora, Oligohymenophorea, Peniculida, Parameciidae. The record is from the annotation of a GenBank genome assembly.
AUGAUUAAAAACUUAAUUUAUACAUUUUCAACUAUCGCUAAUCCUUACAAAGUUUUAGGUAUAAAUAAGGGUGCAUCGAUUCAAGAAAUAAAAUCAGCUUAUUAUAAAUUGGCUUAGCUUUACCAUCCAGAUAAAAACAAUGCAAAGGAUGCUGCUAAAAUGUUUACUUAAGUAAAUAAUGCUUAUGAGAUUCUAUCAGAUGAAGUAUAACUAAUAUUAAUUUUAGAAUAAGAAAAGAAUGUAUGAUACUUGUGGUGUAUAAGAUGAUAACAGCAAUGAAUAAGAUUUUGAAGAUGAAUUGAGAGGGAAUGCAAAUGGUUAUUAAUAAAAAGCAAAGAGAAAAUAAUCAAAAGGGAAAUAUUAUUCUAAAUUUCAUUAAGCAGAAUAUGAAACAAUAUUUAAUGAAUUUGAUUAAUUCUUUUAAUAGAAGCAUGGUAAAAAGAAAGCUUAUUAUGCUAAAAAAAAAGGAGAUGAUAUAAAAUUGGGGUUGAAAUUAAGUUUUAAAGAUUCAGUAUUUGGUGGAAAACAUUUAUUAUCUUAUAGAAGAUAGAAAACAUGUGAUACAUGUAAGGGAAGUAGAUGUGCUCCAGGGAAAUCAGCAUAAAAGUGUUUUUCUUGUGGUGGUUCAGGAUGGUUAUUUUAUGUAGAUGGAGGAAGUUCAAUGGAAGUUAAAUGUAAUAAUUGUGAUGGAUGGGGAAAGGUAGUUAGAGAUCCUUGUUUAGUAUGUGAAGGAAGUGGAAUAGUUGAAAAAGAGUUUGAUGUUGAAAUAGAAUUACCAAAAGGAAUUUAAAAUGGAACUAUAAUUAGAUAAACUAGAUAUGGGCAUGCAGUAUUUAUAUUUUUAGAUAUAAUAGAGUAAAUAUUCAGGAGAACCAGGAGAUUUAUUGAUUGAGGUUGAAGUUGAGGAAGACAAUACUUUAAGAAGAGAUGGCAAUAAUAUUAUUAGUGAAUUAGAGUUGAGUGUGAGUGAAAUGGUUUUAGGAUGUAAGAAAUAGAUUCAAACUAUUUGGGGAGCAUUAGAGGUUUACAAUUAAUUUAUAUACAAUAGAUUUCUAUUCCAGGAGCAUAAUAACCUAGGACUAAGUUGUAAAUCCCACAGUAUGGUAUUCAAUAUGGACAAUCUUAAUGGAAAAAGGGAGAUCAUAUUGUUAUUUUGAACUUAGAGAUUCCGUAACAACUAAAUGAGAGAACUAAACAAUUAUAUUAUGAACUUUUAAAGCAAUUAUGA